Messenger RNA from Peronospora matthiolae, 549 nucleotides. The record is from the annotation of a GenBank genome assembly. Lineage: Eukaryota; Oomycota; Peronosporomycetes; Peronosporales; Peronosporaceae.
AUGAAAUCCCUUUACGACCGUGCCGGGAAGACUUUAUCCGGCGAUCCUUCUGCGGCAAAGGAUGUGCCGCGUCGUACUGCUCAAACAGACCCAGUACGUCAACCAUCAGUUGGGAGCUGGGCUCCCAAGUAUCCCAGGACGGGGGAUAGCCGCGCCACCGGACGAGAUAACUCGUCCGACGUCCGUUCACGUCGCGGUGGUUCAACAGCUGCUCAACCAGAUAGCGCUGGCCACGGCGAGAGUCCCCUAAUGGAGGGGUUACGCGGCGAUCUCGAACAUAAGCGGGGCAGACAUCUCCAACUGGCGGACGCUGUCACGAAGCAUCGAGCUGAGUUUUCCUUUGCUCAGCUUGAGAACGAGAGAGCUCUGACGUCUCUACGUGACGAGCUAAGGGUAGCUCGUGGGAUUGUUGAUCGGUCUCAGGAUGAGAUAACUGCUCUUCAGACUCUUGUCGAUGCCCACCAUCGAGAGCGCAAGGCUCUCUGCGAGAUGCUUGAGCGCAAGAGCGUUCUUCAUCGGAAGAAGCAGCGUACUGGUGGUACGGCUUAA